This is a messenger RNA of Spathaspora passalidarum NRRL Y-27907, 3399 nucleotides long. RefSeq lists its product as uncharacterized. The record is from RefSeq and is a predicted model, not a curated record. Gene Ontology annotation, cellular component: nucleus; Slx1-Slx4 complex. The coding region runs from base 1153 to 3069 and encodes 638 amino acids. The transcript has a single exon. Gene Ontology annotation, biological process: DNA replication; DNA repair. Lineage: Eukaryota; Fungi; Ascomycota; Pichiomycetes; Serinales; Debaryomycetaceae.
UGCCAUUCUUUGUUCAAAAGAAUGUCACCGUGAUGAGUAGACCCAGAAAGGAUCUUUCACAAACUCAAAAAGAGCUAAACGACAUAAUAGCCAAUCCAUCCCAAGAACAAUUUACAAGUUUCCUCAAAUCUUUACCAAUGACUGCAUCGACUAGUGCAACCCACCAAACAACACCCGAUGAAAUCAUAACUGCCUUAAACUCCUCCACAACUACAGAAUCACAAGUAUACCAAUUAAUCAACCAAUUACCACCUAUCAAAUACAUCAGUUUCUACGAGAAUGAAAAGCCGCCAUAUAUAGGAACAUGGUGUUCAACCAAGCACAAGUCUCAACAAGCAUCUAUAAUAGCCAAUCCAUUAAAUUCGGAACUUACUGGGUUUGAUUAUGACUAUGAUUCCGAUUUGGAAUGGAACAAAGACGACGAAGACGGAGAAGAUUUGGAUGAUGAUGUUGAUGAUGACGAGGAUGAUCUGAUGUUGAUUCCUGAUGAAGAAGACGAUGAGUUUGUCGAGAAUGAUGGGAUUAGAAAGAAGAAGUUUAUCUCGUUACUGAUCAUUAACAAAUGGAACAACGAUGAGAAUAAGCUGUUCUUUCAAGAUUUUUCUGUUGUGGUCAUGACUGAAGGCGUCCAAGUGCCUGUUGAAGGACCGAUUGACCCAUUUUGCAACUACUGGAAAGGUGAAGAAGUUGUAAUGGCAGCAGCUGAUGAAAGUAAUGCCACAUUGAAUGAACAGGUGCAAGCCGUUGCUCUAAGUACACCAGUCAAGAACACAAUGGCAAAUCCAAAUAUACUAACUCCAUCCAAGAAGACGAUAACCGACCCAAUAAUACUUAAGCUGCUCAUUCAAUUCCUUGAAAAGAAUAAUGAUUUUACUAUAGGGACGUUAGUUGAGUUAUCUAAAAAGGAAUUCAAACAAUUCACUAAAGCGUUGUUGAAGAAUACUAUACAAGAUAUUGCUUGCUAUAAUAAGAAAACUUCAAUAUGGGAAAUUAAACAAGAGAUCAAGACUAGAUAUGAAUAAUUAGGAAAGUAUAUAGCUAACAUAAAUUAAUGCCGCGGCUUUCCUGUAUAUAGCACCCUAGAUAUAUUGUAGAACAAUUUUAAACGCGCCACGCGAUAGCAUACGGUUAUAUCUAACAGCCAAGAACUCGAUGUCAGACAGUGAACCAGGUGGUGGAAGUCUUUAUUUCAAUUCUACCCAGAUGCAAAGUCGUUAUGAGGAUUUGGUGGAAGAAGAAACGAAGACGAAACUCGUCAAAUCAAAAUUAAAUCCAUUCAAGAACGACAUCGAUAAACCAAUACUAAGCACCAAGAAAUCUAUUGCAAAACCAAGAGCCAAGCCUAAACUGAGGAAACAACCGAAGAAGAACGUAUCCUUGAAUGCACAUGUUCGACAAUCAUUCGAGAAUAAUGCUGACAAGUUCUCUUAUUUCGCUGGAAAUCAAAGUAAACUUGAUGAUUUCAUAAAACGAAUAACCAGAGCAGAAGACGUGGAGCAUUUGACUCAUAAGAGCAACACUAAAUUGUGGACUCCUUCUGAAUGGAAGUAUAUUGUUAAUCUGAUAAGACUAAAGUUUCCCGUAUUGCCGCGAGCAAGUAAGAUGACACUAAAGGCAAUCAAUAAACGGAUGAUGUUACAACUGAUGAAUGAGGAAAGUCAAGAAGAUGGCGGAAGUAUGUGGAGCCAAGCGUGUUCUCACCCGCUGACAGAGAUGUCCAACGAGGAUAUAAAAUCACUAUAUGAAUUAAACGAAGAACAAAUGAAUGGAAGCAGUUUUAUAGAAGAGGAACAUGAAGAAGUGAGUCCGUUCGUUAUGAGUUUGAAUGUCGACGAGAAAUUAAAGAGUGACUCCACAAUUCUGGAUUCUGAAUCAGAACCGGAAAUCAUACUGGAGCAUCGAAUAAAGAAGUUGUCUUCACCGGAGAUAGUAGAAGAAAAUCUCCAUAAAUCACUUGUACAAGUAUCUGAAAGCAUAUAUGAUAAUAAUCCUCACCAGCCUCCGCUAGAUCCAACAAUGUCAUUCCAAAGUUUUUCAUUUGCUAGACAAGAUCAAGUUUAUGAAGUUAUUGAAAGCGAUGUUGAAUCAGUAAAGUCCCCCAGUAAACCCAUAGCCUUGCUGUCCCCUACCAAGAUUAGCAAGACUACAUCACCUAUUGAAUCGCCGUUCACGACUCCUACAAUACUAACAAAGCAAAUACUAAAUAGCAGACCAACAAGUAUAUCCCGAAGAUCACCGAUCAAACUAAUAAAUCAAUCGUUUGAAAGUCCAAUACAGCAAGAAAUCAUCAUCUCUUCAGACGAAGAGUCAAUACAUUCCACAGCAAAAUCUAGCAUAACAACAGACAGUAAAGAUCUAUUUGUAGAGAGUCAAGAUAUGCCUGUUUCUUCCAUGCCUAUACCAAAAUCACAGAAGAGGAAAACAUUAACCACUACUCGCUUACAAAUAUCCAAUGCAUUAAUAGUUUCUGAUUAUGAAGAUAGCACCGUGAAAUUGAGAAAGAUAUCCGAGAACAAUCGAAUAAUUAUUGAUUUAGAUGCAGAAAUACCCGAUUCAGAAAGCCUGGAUGACGAUUUCAGUAUUAUUGAAAUAACACGAGAGGUGAAGCCGGAAGAAGGAGAGCCUAAUACGUCAGGACAAGAUGUUUCAGUGGUACAAGUGCCGUCAAGUCCAAUAACAACCACAGAGCAUCUGCUAACAGUGGCUACUAACAUUCCCUCAGAAAUAUCUUCACUUAAAGCUACAGAACUCAGCAAGAAGUUUAAAGCAUGGGGAUUGAAACCAGUUCAAGGCAAAUCUAAAAUGCUUGAGAUUUUGACUAAUAUAACGCAUUUUAUUGAUCCAAUAAAUCUAACUAAUCUCGAUACACAACAAACUUUCCAACAAAGCGUAUUCAUCAAACUCACCCAGCUAAUCCGGUCAGAUCAACUAUGGUAUGAUAGAAUACUUUCUUAUGAACCUAUCCGAAUAGAUGAACUCAAGCAGUGGUUGGCAACUCAAUCGUACAUUCUCGAACCCGACUUGUUACAGAUGUAUUGCGAUAAUCACUCGGUAACAACCACAAACUAGCGCUCUAUAUGUAUUUCUUGUAAUCGGGUUCGAUCUUAUCUUCGACUAAUUUAGCAUUAAUAUAUCUAAUUAACUUGGAACUUAUCCCAACGUUAGCAACGAGUGUACCUGGUCCGUAAACUAAAUUGUUAAGCAAGUUUCCAUAUGGUUGGUAAUACACGACCUUGAUGGCCCAUAUGAGAUGGUAUACAAGCAUGAGAAAAACCAAUACGGUGAGCAAUGUUAAUACCGAUGCAUUGAAUGCUCGUGAUUUGGAUAUUCUUUUAUCUGGAUGUGUAGAAGGUUGUGCCAUGUUGAGUGGUGGUGAACUUGUUAAUAGUAGUUUUAAGU